CACUCCAAGGAGAAAAAAUAAGGGAAUGAGACUGCCCUCUCUACUCCGCUCACUCCACACCCACUUCCACUCCCACGCCCUCUUCCCACCUCCCUCACCCACCACCGCCACCACCCACCUCCGCCCCAUGGCCACCGCCUCCUCCACCACCGCAGACCCAAUAAGCCCAUCCAACACCCGCCUGGGCUGGAUCGGCACGGGCGUGAUGGGGCGGUCCAUGUGCGUCCACCUCCUCAAGGCCGGCUACGCCCUCACCCUCUUCACCCGCACCCGAUCGAAAUCCCAGCCCCUCCUAGACCUCGGCGCCGCGUGGGCCCCGUCCCCUGCCCUCGUCGCCGCCCAAUCCGACGUCGUUUUCUCCAUCGUCGGCUACCCCUCCGAUGUCCGCCACGUCAUCCUUCACCCCGACUCCGGCGCCCUCGCCGGCCUCGCACCCACCGGGACCCUCGUCGACAUGACCACCUCCGACCCCUCCCUCGCAGCCGAGAUCCACGCCGCCGCCGCCACCAAGUCCUGCUCCUCCGUCGACGCCCCCGUCUCCGGCGGCGACCGCGGUGCCAGGGACGGAACCCUGACCAUCUUCGCCGGCGGCGAGGAACAAACCGUUAACCGCUUGAAACCCAUCUUCUCCCUCCUCGGGAAAGUCAACUACAUGGGUGGGCCGGGGAAGGGGCAGUUUUGUAAACUGGCUAACCAGAUCACCAUUGCUUCAACCAUGGUGGGGUUGAUAGAGGGUUUGAUAUACGCACACAAAGCCGGUUUGAAUCUGGGUUUGUAUCUGGACGCGAUUGCGACCGGGGCAGCCGGGUCAAAAUCGUUGGAUUUGUACGGGAAGAGGAUACUGGACCGGGAUUUCGAACCCGGGUUUUUCGUGAACCAUUUUGUGAAGGAUUUGGGGAUUUGUUUGAAGGAGUGUCAGAGUAUGGGGCUGGCUUUGCCUGGGCUGGCAUUGGCUCAGCAGCUUUAUAUCUCGCUUAAGGCUCAUGGGGAGGGGGAUUUGGGCACCCAGGCGCUGGUUUUGGCGCUCGAGCGGAUGAAUAACAUGUCACUUGAGUCUGUGAAAGAGAAGGCUUGAGACUGGUAAUAGUGAGAAAAACUUGAUCUUAAUUUGGUAAUUUGGAAUUAGAUGUGUAUGGUUUUCAAUAUUUGGGUUUUGAAUGAAUUGGGUUGUUGGAAAAGUGUAUAUAUUGAUAUAUUUAAGAUGAUAAAUAUGAGCAAUGAUAACAAUAAGGUUUUAGUU
Messenger RNA from Rhododendron vialii, 1240 nucleotides. RefSeq names its product probable 3-hydroxyisobutyrate dehydrogenase-like 1, mitochondrial. Bases 26 to 1075 code for a protein of 349 amino acids. Gene Ontology annotation, molecular function: NAD binding; NADP binding; oxidoreductase activity. The record is from RefSeq and is a predicted model, not a curated record. The transcript has a single exon. NCBI's taxonomy places the organism in Eukaryota, Viridiplantae, Streptophyta, Magnoliopsida, Ericales, Ericaceae.